Rhodamnia argentea is the source of this 2794-nucleotide messenger RNA. Its product is annotated as pentatricopeptide repeat-containing protein At5g39680. NCBI's taxonomy places the organism in Eukaryota, Viridiplantae, Streptophyta, Magnoliopsida, Myrtales, Myrtaceae. Bases 598 to 2775 code for a protein of 725 amino acids. Gene Ontology annotation, molecular function: RNA binding; protein binding; zinc ion binding. Gene Ontology annotation, biological process: RNA modification. The transcript has a single exon. The record is from RefSeq and is a predicted model, not a curated record.
CGUUUCUAGACAUCCGACAAGUACAAUCCUUGAAACACGGAAUGCUGAUUCAAUUCGUAGCCGGACAGCUUGAGCGACACGGGUUUUCUCCGGAGGUUCUUGCACGCCUCAACGGCGUUCGCCAACAAGUCUUUCGUGUGCAGCGGAGCCAAAGAAGAGUUCUUGAUCAGCGACCUCGCUCCGUGCAUCAACCCAUAGCUUUCCGGAGAGCUGAUGAAUUCUCCCACCUUCAUGCGAGCGAUGGCUCUGUAGUCCUAGGACAAGAAAGUGUGCGUCUCUGCCGUACUCCCACGUUGACCAGACAGGGAACGAGGUGUACCCACGACUUCGAAUCAUUCGAAGCUGAUCCAUCGGAGUUCCCGAAGCGAAAAGGUUUCCACUUGCCCAAAAAAGAGAUGCGUCCAUUGCACACGACAAAGAAUGUAUGGAGACUAGCGAAAUUUGCUUCAGGCUAUUGGCUGGAUCGAUACUGUUGCAUCUGACGCUUCCUUCAGUUCUUCGUGCACUUGGGUUCGCGCAUGGCUAGCUGAAAAGUGCCAUGGCGCAGUUUCGCUGUUGCAACUGCUCGGGCUGUUGUCCGGUCUUCGUUUCAUCAAAAUGUUCAGGGGUAAUCUAGUCCGUCUACUAACUCUGAGGUUCGAAGCCGUGUCCAUGACUUCCAGAGCCUCGAAGAACCUUCACACGCCUACCAAGUACGCUCCGUUUCUGUUCCAAGGACAUCACAGGGACUCGAUCAUCGCAUACCCCACGAAGCUCUUGAAGUUAUCCGCUGAUUCGGAGAACUUAAGGAUUGGCAAAAUGAUUCACGCGCAGCUGAUCGCAUCCAACGAAAAUUCCCGAGAUGGUAUCGUGGAGGCUAACUCUCUGAUCAAUCUGUACUCAAAGUGUGGUCAAAUAUUGAGUGCACGGAAGCUGUUUGACGACAUGUGCGAGAGAAAUGAAGUCUCUUGGGGGGCUCUGAUGGCGGGAUACUUACGCAGUGGGUUCCCUUCCGAAGUUAUACAAUUGUUCAAGUCUAUGCUGUCCUUGGACCGUGUGCCCCCAAACGAGUAUAUCCUUGCUACAGUUUUUUCUUCUUGUUCAGAUUACAGAAGAGUCGAUGAAGGCAAGCAAUGUCAUGGGUAUGUGGUCAAGUCUGGGUUAGAGUUUCAUCAGUACGUGAAGAAUGCACUUCUUAACAUGUACUUGAGGUGCUGGGAUGUGAAGGCGGGAAUUGUGGUUUUGGACACAUUGCCUGGAUAUGAUAUUUUCACAUAUAACUUGGUUUUGAAUGGACUUAUGGAAAAUGGGAAUUUAAUGGACGCUUUGGGUGUUUUGGCUAGAAUGGUGGCCGGUCGUGCAGCCUGGGAUGGAGCUACCUACUCUACUGCUCUUGGGCUCUGUGCUUCUCUCAAAGAUUUGAAACUGGGUUUGUCGCUUCACUGCCGGAUGUUGAAGAGUCGAGUUGAUUGUGAUGACUUCUUUUGCAGUACACUGAUUGACAUGUACGGUAAAUGUGGCAAGGUUAUGAGCGCAAGCAAGGUCUUUAGUAUUUUGCAGAUUCGUAAUGUUGUGACAUGGACUGCAGUGAUGACUGCUCACUUUCAAAAUGGAUUCUUUGAGGAAGCACUUAAUCACUUGCCGGAAAUGGAGAAUGAAUGUGUUCUACCAAAUGAUUACACCUUUGUUGUUUUAUUAAACUGCUGCGCAGCUUUAUCUGCACUAAGGCAUGGGUAUCUUUUGCAUGCGUUAGUGCAGAAGUCAGGUUUUAAAAACCACACUAACGUUGGGAAUGCUUUAAUUAAUAUGUAUUCCAAGAGCGGCAACAUAGAAGCCUCAUAUGAAGUUUUCUCAAAUAUGGUGCAUCGAGACUUUGCUACUUGGAAUUCAAUGAUAUGUGGAUACUCCCAACAUGGGCUUGGAAGGGAAGCUUUAUCAGUUUUUGGAGAAAUGAUGGCUGCAAGGGAGCUUCCUAGCUACGUUACUUUUGUGGGAGUUUUAUCUGCUUGCGCUCACUUGGGUCUUGAGCAGGAAGCACUUUUUUAUUUGAACCAUCUGAUGAGACAUUAUGGGAUAGAACCUGGAGUAGAGCACUAUACCUGCAUCAUUAGGCUUCUGACCAAGGUUGGUUCACUUGACAAAGCUGAAAAUUUUAUGAAGUCUACACCUGUACAGUGGGAUACUGUGGCCUGGCGCACAUUGCUCAAUGCUUGCCAUGUCCAUCGGCAAUAUGGGUUAGGCCAGCGUAUUGCAGAUAUUGUCAUUAGAAUGGAUGCUACUGAUGUUGGGACAUACAUACUUGCUUCUAAUAUGUAUGCCAAGGCAAAGAGGUGGGAUGGGGUGGUGAACAUACGGAAGCUGAUGAGAGAGAGGAGUAUCAAGAAAGAGCCGGGGGUCUGCUGGAUAGAAAUUAAAGACACAACACAUGUAUUUGUUUCGGAUGACCAUUCCCACCCUGAGUAUUUAAAGAUAUAUGAGAAAGUUGGGGAACUGUUGGCCAAGAUCAAAGAGGUGGGUUAUGUACCGGCUAUUGCCGGUGUUUUGCAUGAUGUGGAAGAUGAACAAAAAGAAGAAUAUCUCAGUUAUCACAGUGAAAAAUUGGCCAUAGCAUACGGUCUCUUGAAAACACCAUCAGCAGCACCCUUGCGUGUCAUCAAGAAUCUAAGGAUAUGUGAUGAUUGCCACUCUGCUGUGAAACUUAUUGCAAAGGUCACAAAGAGGGUUAUAAUUGUCAGAGAUGUAAAUCGUUUUCACCAAUUCAGGGAGGGGUUUUGUUCCUGUGGAGAUCACUGGUGACUCUUGUGGGAACUAUAUC